Molecule: messenger RNA, 1326 nt
Organism: Nothobranchius furzeri (turquoise killifish)
Lineage: Eukaryota; Metazoa; Chordata; Actinopteri; Cyprinodontiformes; Nothobranchiidae
Source: RefSeq, a predicted model, not a curated record
AUGUCCUCAGUCCCGACCCCAUGUCUUCAGUCCCGACCCCAUGUCCUCUCUCCUGACCCCCGUGUCCUCGGUCCUGACCCCCGUGUCCUCAGUCCUGACCCUGUGUCCUCAGUCCUGACCCCCGUGCCCUCAGUCCUGACCCCCGUGUCCUCAGUCCUGACCCCCGUGUCCUCAAUCCUGACCCCCGUGUCCUCAAUCCUGACCCCCGUGUCCUCAGUCCCGACCCCCGUGUCCUCAGUCUCGACCCCCGUGUCCUCAGUCCCGACCUCCGUGUCCUCUCUCCUGACCCCCGUGUCCUCAGUCCCGACCCCCGUGUCCUCAGUCCCGACCCCCGUGUCCUCAGUCCCGACCCCCGUGUCCUCAGUCCCGAUCCCCGUGUCCUCAGUCCCGAUCCCCGUGCUCUCUCUCCCGACCCCCGUGUCCUCUCUCCCGACCCCCGUGUCCUCUCUCCCGACCCCCGUGUCCUCAGUCCCGACCCCCGUGCCCUCUCUCCCGACUCCCGUGUCCUCAGUCCCGACCCCCGUGUCCUCAGUCCCGACCCCCGUGUCCUCAGUCCCGGCCCCCGUGUCCUCAGUCCCGGCCCCCGUGUCCUCAGUCCCGACCCCCGUGUCCUCAGUCCCGACCCCCGUGUCCUCAGUCCCGACCCCCGUAUCCUCUCUCCCGACCCCCGUGUCCUCUCUCCUGACCCCCGUGUCCUCUCUCCUGACCCCCGUGUCCUCAGUCCCGACCCCCGCGUCCUCAGUCUCGACCCCCGCGUCCUCAGUCCCGUCCCCCGUGACCUCAGUCCCGGCCCCCGUGACCUCAGUCCCGGCCCCCGUUUCCUCAGUCCCGAUCCCUGUGUCCUCUGUCCUGAUCCCUGGGACCUGAUCCCCAUGUCCUGACUCAGAGAGAUGCCAUGAGGGACCUGUUCUUCGUUUAGAAACCAGCGACAACGCCUCUGAAGGUCAUCCAGUUUGAAAGAGUAAAAUCUGAGAAGGCGGUCCAUUUCUCAGUGAUAAUUUGUUUAUUAGUAGAUAAACUGAAACAUCACGCCUCUUGACCCGGGCUCGGUUCUGAAAGGCUCGUCGGUGAGCCAGAAGUAAAACCAGUAGCUGUCAAGGAGGCGAGGAGGACCUGUUAGUUUUUCCUUUAGUCCGUGCUGUGCUCUGUAACUAUCUGUAGGAGUAGUCUUUAUUUUCUUUUCAACCUGCCUGUUGCAUUUUAUAAAUCUGGAUUCUUCUACUUUUAAACUUUUAUUCUGGAAAUAUUCUUUGUGGUGAUGGUGAAACGUGUUGCUUAAAGCUUUUAUUGAAUUUUGUUGGGUGCUGAAUAAAUGUGGAACUGAGA